Molecule: messenger RNA, 486 nt
Organism: Brassica oleracea var. oleracea
Lineage: Eukaryota; Viridiplantae; Streptophyta; Magnoliopsida; Brassicales; Brassicaceae
Product: putative F-box protein At5g51000
Exons: 1
Coding region: 1-486 (161 amino acids)
Molecular function (GO): protein binding
Source: RefSeq, a predicted model, not a curated record
AUGACAAGAAUCUCGGAUCUUUCACAAGAUUUGAUAGAGGAGAUACUCUCUAGGGUUCCGUUAACUUCUCAGCGAGCGCCUACAUCCACUUGCAAACAAUGGAACGGUUUUUAUAAAGAUGAAAGUUUUACAAAGAAGCACCGUGGUAAAGCAGCUCACGAUACCAUGGAGAUCAUGGUGUAUGAUUCCAGGGUUCGUUUAGUGAGGGUCGAUCUCCAGGGAGACCUUAAGAGAAAACAAGGCUUAGUUGAGCUAUCCAAAAAGCUAAUAGGUCAACUUAACCAUAUCAUGGUAUCUGAUGAUGAUGGAUUAUUGUUAUCCCUUCCCAAAAACGGUAUGGUGAAGUCUGAUCCCGUGGUAUGGAACCCGUAUUUGGGACAAGUUAGGUGGAUCAAACCCAUAAAACAAUUGACCAUCUCGGGUAGGUAUAGGUAUUGUAUGGGAUACAGCAACAAGAACAACCACAAAAUCUUGAGGUUUUUGUAG